UUGGUGCACGUGGGCGCAUCGGCCGCCGCUGCUGCUUUCGGCGGCGGGGUGGGAGGCUCCUCUUUGCGCCUCGUCCCGGGCGUUUCGGUGGGGGGGGGGGAAGCCGGAGGACGAAGCCCAACGCGACUACCGAACCCGCUCUGGUUCUCUCCAGCCGAGUUAAAGGACAGAGAGCCGGGGGGAGACAUGCCCGAGGGUGGUCCCGGGAGUGGCUGUGAACCGGGUACGAGGAGACCACCGGGACAGAGACUGAGCAAGAAGGGGUUCGACGGCGCCUACUUGUGCUCUCUUCUCUGCAAGUGCCCGGGGGCUUUCCCGGGGCGCGAACCGUCCGCCAUCCUAGUGGCCGAGCGUACUAGAUCCUCUGUCACUAACCAACAUCCAUGAAUCCCACUAGGCUGCAUGAAACCAGCCAGCUGUCUGCAAAUGUCAGAAUUCACUUCAAAGUCUGCAGGUUCAUCAUGGAAGCAGGUGUGAAGUUAAGCCUGCGCUCUGUCCCUAUUGCAACAGCGUGCACCAUUUAUCACCGAUUUUUUAUGGAGGUGCCUCUGGAGCCAUAUGACCCUUACUUGGUAGCUAUGGCUGCACUGUAUCUGGCUGGGAAGGUAGAAGAACAGCAUUUGCGGAUAAGAGACAUCAUCAAUGUGAGCCACAGGUACUUGCAUCCUCGGAGUGACCCCCUGGAGCUGGACACACAUUUCUGGGAGCUGAGAGACAGCGUUGUCCAGUGUGAGCUGCUCAUGCUUCGUGGGCUCUGCUUCCGUGUCUCCUUCCAGCACCCCCAUAAGUACCUUCUCCAUUAUUUACUGUCCCUGAAGCACUGGAUGAAUCGGCAUAGCUGGGAACGCACCCCGGUGGCGGCGGCAGCUUGGGCUCUGUUGCGGGACAGUUACCAUGGACCUCUGUGCCUCCAGCACCCUCCACAGCAUAUUGCUGUGGCAGUCCUCUACCUUGCUCUGCAGUGUUACGGAGUGGAAGUACCUGCUGAUGCUGAAGCAGAGCGACCCUGGUGGCAGGUGUUCAGUGAAGAUCUUUCCAAACCUGUUAUGGACCAGAUAGUCUUGGAACUGAUACAGAUCUACACUUUGGAUGCAGAGAUCUAAGUAUACUACUUCCAGCCGAGGAUCUGUACUGAAUUGUCACGUUUCAAGCUGGGAUAAUGGUGGAAGUAUUACUGAUACUUGACGGGAUUGAUACCAGAAGUCCAUCCUGUUCUUUUGAGACAUCCCACUGAACAGCACUGGAGUUGAACAAGUGAAGCAUCUUGAUAGCCCUGAGAAUCUCCUAAUAGAAUUACUUUCCAGUGGAGAAUUCGUCUGGACUAAUUUUCCAUCGCCCACAAAAGGACAGUGUUCUAAAUUGGAAGUUUGUGGAAUGAGGAAAUGAGUGAAAAAGAUUCUUCACCUAUUUCAAGUAAAAUGUGCUGGCAAGAUA
Molecule: messenger RNA, 1434 nt
Organism: Thamnophis elegans (Western terrestrial garter snake)
Lineage: Eukaryota; Metazoa; Chordata; Lepidosauria; Squamata; Natricidae
Gene: CCNQ
Product: cyclin Q
Exons: 6
Coding region: 384-1103 (239 amino acids)
Biological process (GO): regulation of transcription by RNA polymerase II
Cellular component (GO): nucleus
Molecular function (GO): cyclin-dependent protein serine/threonine kinase regulator activity
Source: RefSeq, a predicted model, not a curated record